Molecule: messenger RNA, 1269 nt
Organism: Dothidotthia symphoricarpi CBS 119687
Lineage: Eukaryota; Fungi; Ascomycota; Dothideomycetes; Pleosporales; Dothidotthiaceae
Product: FMN-linked oxidoreductase
Exons: 2
Coding region: 1-1269 (422 amino acids)
Cellular component (GO): intracellular anatomical structure
Molecular function (GO): NADP binding; NADPH dehydrogenase activity; FMN binding
Source: RefSeq, a predicted model, not a curated record
AUGGUUGCUGAAACCGAGGAACACUCUCACCAUGCCCUUCCCAUUGAGGUCGAGGGCGAGGACAACAUGCGCAACAGGCCGGCGGCUGGUAUCUCGUAUUUCACACCCCAGCAAGAUCCACCAGCUGGUACCGCGAUUGGAAUGAUAGAUGGUAGCUCUGAUAUCCCAAAGCUCUUCACUCCACUCAAGCUCCGGGGCCUCGAGAUACAAAACCGCAUAGCGCUUUCGCCACUGUGUCAGUAUUCCGCCGAGGAUGGCCACACAACAGCAUGGCACAUGGCUCAUUUGGGUGGCAUCAUCCAGCGUGGCCCUGGUCUUAGCAUUAUCGAGGCUACCGCAGUGCAAUUCGAGGGGCGAAUCACCCCUGAAGACUGCGGUCUCUGGAAGGACUCCCAGAUGGAGGGUCUCCGUAAGAUCGUAGAGUACGCCCACUCGCAAAACCAGAAGAUCGGCAUCCAACUCGCGCACGCUGGUCGCAAAGCUAGUACAGUAGCACCAUGGUUGAGCAAGGGAGACGUUGCUACAAAAGAGAUGAACGGCUGGCCGGACAAGGUAUACGCGCCAUCCGCGAUUGCUUUCAACGACAACCACUGCCAGCCUAAGGAGAUGACGAAAGAGGAUAUCGAGAAUUUCAAGACCGCUUUCAAGCAAGCUAUCGAGCGUGCACUGAAGGUCGGUUUCGAUACUAUCGAGAUCCACAACGCUCACGGAUAUCUCCUCCACUCAUUCCUGUCACCAGCCUCCAACAAGCGCACAGACAACUACGGUGGAUCCUUCGAGAACCGUAUUCGACUAACUCUUGAGGUUGUCGAUCUUGCCCGGAAAACCAUUCCAGACGACAUGCCCCUCAUCCUGCGCAUCAGCGCUACCGAUUGGCUCGAGGAGGCUGGCGUCGAAGGCUGGACCCUCGAGCAGACCGUCAAGCUCGCCGAGAUCCUUGCAGACAAGGGCGUGGAUCUCCUCGAUGUUUCUUCUGGUGGUCUUCAUGAGAAGCAGCACAUUCACGGCGGCCCCGGCUACCAAGAACCAUUUGCCAAGGCAGUCAAGGACAAGGUUGGCGACAAGAUGCUCGUCGGCACUGUUGGCUCCAUUACCGACGGCAAGCAAGCGAACGGGUAUCUUGUAGAUGACAACUUGGAUGUGGCGUUUGUUGGACGCAUGUUCCAGAAGAACCCAGGACUUGUUUGGUCGUUCGCCGACGAUCUUGGUGUUGAGGGUCGCUGGGCUAACCAGAUCCGAUGGGGCUUUGGUGGCCGCGGUAAGAAGUGA